GUCUGAACAAAGAAGAACUGGGUGGGGUGGAUAUGGUAGAGCCAAGAAAAGGAGGACAUUGGGCUAUAAAUAAGACGAGCCUUCUUUGACAUCUCCAUCCCAUUCAUCCUUCAUUGAUUUGCUUGGAUCCUGAGCUUGGUUGCUCCCUGAAGCUAUUCCAAAUGUCUAGGACUAAGCUGGAGCAGUGUGCCGAUGACUACAUUGACAUCUUCCAGGAGUUUGCUCGGCAAUCCAAAGAUAAGGAAACGGACACUCUGAAUAAGACUGAAUUUAAGAACCUGAUCGAACAGCAGAUGCCUUGUUUUCUCAAGCAAGUUCGUGAUCCUCAGGCUCUGAACCAAUUCUUUGCCAAGGUGGAUGCAAACAAAGAUGGGAAGAUUGAUUUCGUGGAAUGCACAAAACUUCUGUCGGAAUUCUUGUUGCUCUGCCAUGAGAAGCUCUUCCAGCAGGAGGGUGGACCCCACGGCCAUCCUCAUUGCCACUGAAAGGCCAGGCUCAACGGUUUGGGCAAAAUAAAUCAAAUCAAAUCAAACCAAACCAGCCUUCCGAAAUACGGAUGUACGCACCUUCCUAGAAUACUCCCACUUGGAAUGGAAUGAUUGAAGCAGCAAAUUGAAAAAAAAAGAAAAUAAAAAUA
Molecule: messenger RNA, 637 nt
Organism: Anolis sagrei ordinatus
Lineage: Eukaryota; Metazoa; Chordata; Lepidosauria; Squamata; Anolidae
Product: protein S100-A9-like
Cellular component (GO): cytoplasm
Molecular function (GO): calcium-dependent protein binding; calcium ion binding; transition metal ion binding
Source: RefSeq, a predicted model, not a curated record